Messenger RNA from Zeugodacus cucurbitae (melon fly), 5279 nucleotides. RefSeq lists its product as uncharacterized. Lineage: Eukaryota; Metazoa; Arthropoda; Insecta; Diptera; Tephritidae. The record is from RefSeq and is a predicted model, not a curated record. The transcript has 8 exons. Bases 3281 to 4777 code for a protein of 498 amino acids.
UAGUGUUUUUAAGUAAAGGCUUGCGAGGUCAAAUAUAACAUCAUCUUUUACCAUUAAAAAUUGGGAAUUAUGUACCAUCGUCUAGAAUUAAGGGUUCAGAUUUAUCAUUUUCUCAUAAAUUUCGCUUUUAUAUCCGUUCGGCAGGUCAGUUCCAAGAACUGAUAACUGUUCGUUUACAUUACCAGAAUGAAUAUGAGAAUCUUGCUAAAUAUCCUUCCGCGAUAAUUCAAAUCCAAACCUUAUCAUCGGCAGUCAGUGAGACAUAUAUAUGUACAUCGAAUUGUAGAAUAUUGUUAUAAAAAAGCUUCGAAUGGCGCUGAUGUCUGAUACUACUGCAGAUGUUCAACUUGUUCUUAUCUUGUUUCAAUCCCCGGUUUCAAAAAGCCUCAGGUUAUCGAACCAUGUCCAAGGGUCCAUUACCGCUUAUGUUUGGAGCUCGAAAGUAUAUGGUUAUUUGAUAUCAAAAUACAGACAUGGAAUGAAUAUGAAUAAAACAAGCCUUUUUUUAUAAAUUUAUAAAUGUCUUACAAGGGAUACCUAAAUUUAGCUCCAAUUUGUUCAUACAUACAUACAAACAUAAUUCCAAAUUUUUAAUUUCGGGUUUCAUGUACGGCGGCGGAAAUCUCAAUGUGCUCAACUUUAGAGCCCAAUAUAAUUCACAUAUUAAGUUUAAAUGUACUCCGUAUAGUCCUAUAAAUGAUAUCGUAAUGCUUGCGAUUAUUUCAUGAGCUUUGGUUGUGAUGGGUAUUUUUGUGGACGGGUAUUCGGACCAACGGAAUUUGAAGUGUCAGCACUUGAAAAGAUAGUCAACCAAAAACGAAACAGCGAAACAAACUGUUGUACGGAAUGCCUUUGUAAAAAUAGAAAAAUCAAUUUUAUGCGACCGCACACCCGAACAGAAAAUACUAUGACAACGCCGACGCUGCCGUUGACGCUGACACCGAUGCCAACGACGUUGAAAGCAACUUUGGCACUACAAAAACAAAGAGAUAAUAAUGAAAUUGAGUUGGCGGCAGUACAAGCGCCCAACUGCAGACAGGAGCCAGUUGCCGACACAUAAAGAGUAUGAGAAUAUUUUAGAGAGCGAAAUAAAUAUUGUUCAAUGAAUAGAAAUUUCAGAACGGCAAAGAAAAGCUGUUUCCGGAGCAACGAAUUCAAAAUACCGAACCGAACCGCGUUCGCUCUAAAACAGGCACUUGUGGACAUCCCUAUCUGUUUCGUUCGCUCAAUGGUAAACGCUCGUCAGUUGCUAACGACUGAAAGCUGGCGAAAAGCCGAACGAUUGCGCUCUCAUUGCAAAGCGUGGUGAAUUCCUAAGCAUGCAAAGCUUUUUUGUUGUGAAGCUUCCGAACUUUCCUAAGAAGAAACGAACCGUUCCAUGCAAGCACGAAAUGUUCAGUUUCGGUUAGAUGCGCGUAGAAAAAUACAGAGAAAAACGACGCAGUGCAUAUAUCUUCCUAAAGACGCGUGUGAAAAUUUUGUAAAAAUCCAAUAAAAAUCCAGUGAAAAUGAUAAAUAAAAUGCAGAAAAUAUUCAAAAGAAGGAUAAUUACAAAAUUGAACACAACCAGUGAAUAAUAAGAAUUCAGAAUAUGUUUUAAAAGUAUUACAAUAAGCGAAAACCCAUGAUACAAAUUUCCAGCACUCGUUUGUAUAUCAUAUGAAAGUGUGUGUAUAUGUGUUAGCAUGUACAUGUGUGUGCAUAUGUAUGUUUGGAAUAAAAGCAAGUGGAAGAAUAAGCAUUAAGGGUAAUUUAAGUAGCAGUAUUGGAACCGAAAGGAAGCAGAAAAAGCGAAUACCCUAGACCAACAAGCAAAACACGGGAGCUGCAGGAUGUAAUGGUGGAUAGAGGAAUGCAAGAGUUGAAUAUAUCUCUGGAAGUAGAAAUUUUACAAAGGCGUGAAAAAUCGGCAAAGAAGCUUGAAGAAUACUUCUAACUCAAGACGAUCGAGACUAGAUGGUGUUUGCCUACUAACUACUCACUAACUGGCCGCCAUCUUUAUAGAACCGACUGGUGUAUAUUCACCACCACCAGCUAUAUCGUCUGCAUUCAAAAAGGAGACGCGCCCUACUUUUGUCCCCAAUAAAUUUAAUGUCAGCGUCAAUCGUUUUGCUUUCACCAAUACAUCAUUCCAUUACACAGCAUUUAGAAAACUUAUUUUUGAAGUUGUUGUUGUUAACUUUAUUAGCUGCCGACGACGACAUUCCUUUAAGCAUAAAGGGUUCGUUCCACAUACAACAACUGAGGGUUUUUCCCAUGGGUAUUGCGUGAAGGGUAACAUCAGACCCUUUGACGCGUUUACAUAGAAUAUAAAGAAAAUGGCGAAUUGUGCAUAAUAAACGUCGGAAAUAAAAAAUUUAGCACACAGCACAGGUGUUGUAUUUUCCAUACGCCUACGCUUAAAUAAUUAUGUGCAUACGUGAUAUGGAAAUAACCAACAAAAACAACAACACGCAAACAGUAUAACAACAACAUUCAAUGUAUAUAUAUAUGUACAUACAUAUAUAAAAGAGAUCACGACAGCCAAAGUGUAGCACAUAAAAUGUUUAAAAACUAGUGAAUAAUAGCGUAAAACAUAAAUAUAUAAAAAUAAUUGCAUUUCGGCUGCAUCACCUCAGCGGUAUAUUAAAAGGCAAAACAACCACCAUCAUCCAGCUCCAAAGCAGAAAAGAGGCGCCGCCGAGAGAGUGCGGUAUCAGCUGUCAUUCAAUCGUUUCUUUUAGGUGCUACCUUAUAAAGUCCAAAAAUGGAGGAUAUCGGAAUAUAACCACGCCCACCUUCCAUUCAAAAAUUAUGUUGAAAACCACUAAAAAUGCUUUAAUUCACUAAAGAAAAACACCAGAAACCUUAAAUUUCAUCAUAAUGGAGGUACAGAAGGGGUGCAUUCAAAUUGGUAUAUACUUAUGGUCAAAAACCAUAUCUCCGAAACUACUCAACUCCUGUAAAAAUUCGGUUUUGUGAAAAUAGGCCAAAUCGGUUCACAACCACGCCUACUUCCGAUAUAGCAGAACUUUAAAGUCGAUCUGAAUCGUUUACUUUACAAUAUAUAAAUGUGGCACACCCUUUCUAAAAAUCACCGAAAUCGGACCAUAGGUUUUCAAGGCCCCAUAUAUCGAACAUGAGAACCUCAGUGCUUCUAAUCUUUUUUUACCGAAAAUAUAGGAAUCACGGUAAAAGUGGACGCAAAAUCGUAAACCAUAACAAACAAGCGGCUGCAAAUUCUGUUUGAAGCAGAUUAUUAAACAGAAGCAGCAAAAAUAGCAACACUGCUACACGGAUUAUGGGCUGUGGACAAAGUAAAAUCCAUUUAUAUCCCAGAAAAUCAAAGAGCAAAGCCAAUGGAAAGAAAGGAGGUCACGCUGACUCAGAUGCGGAAACAGACGAAGAUGAAGGUCAUAUUGAAGAUGCUGAGAAGUGUCAAAAUCGAGAACGUGAAACGAAUGACGAAAAUGACGAGCAAAGCAAUAAAGAUGCACAAGAUAGUGAUGAGGAUGUAUCCGUGUCACUACUACGAGCAAAAAAUCUGUCGCUACUCCAAAGCCAGGAAAUUUCCACCAGCCAACAAAACUUCUUUCGAAUGCUCGAUAAAAAAAUUGAAGAUGGACCCGACUACGAUUCGUCCAGCGAGACAGAAAUUGCACUCGAGGAGGCACGAUUGAACGCUUUAGUGCAACAUUGGGAAUCAGCCAGUUUGACUGCAUCUAUUUGCUCCUCCGCUAGCCGCUCGCUGCAAACGACGCCGAUUCGCCAAGCACCCAUUAAACAAUUGACAAUGCCCAGAGCUAUUCUCCAGCCUACAGUCGCUGUACCGGUACCAAUGUCCAUGCCCAUUCAGCAACCAGUGCUGGCAACAGACUUCCUUGCGCACGGUGUAUCGCCGGCGGCGACUCAGUUGCCGACGACAGUGAUGGCGGCUAGUGGGGCAUUGAAACAUACCCAAGGGUCGCAACAGAUUGUUAUUUCGCACAUGAACACUAAGAUGUUGCAACAAAUGGCAGUGUUGCCGCAAAUGCCGCUUAACAUGAUGCCUGAAACUUCUGCAUCUUCCGCUAAUACGUCCAACGCUCUUACACUGUUGCAGGCGCCCAACCCAACACAGCAGACUCAAUUCACACAACAUUUACUUGCAAGUAGUUCUCCGCAACUACUGAGUGGCAUCAAGACGAAUGUUAGUCCCAAACGCUUAAUAGAUGGCCGACUACUUAUGAAUUCUAGUCCACUUGCACAACAAAUGCACACUGUAUCAACUCCGCUACCCAACGCAUACAUAAUGGGUUCAGCACAAUCAACGGUAGUUGCGGCGGUGUCAGCGGCCAACACUUAUGCAAACGGUGGCACCAGCAGUAGUUGUCCGCCACAACCUACAAUGCCCAUACAGUUAGCAUAUUUUGGCCAACCCACGGGGCAGCAGCAAUAUCAACAACAGCAGCUACAAACCACUACUGCGAUGGCGAUGGCCACAAUGACAAUGACUGCAACGCAAAACGACCAACAAACUCCACAAGGCCAAAGUCAGCCAUAUUACGGUGACCAAAUGCAAAUGCACACCAUGCAGCCGCCGACGGAAUACAAAUUCCCACCGGCUAUCAGCGUUCAACGCCUAGCACCACAAGUUCAGCGACAACUACGCGAAACACAAGAACUGAUAAAAGACUCAUGCCCACAAUUGUUUGCAGCGGGUUAUGGCGGCAGUCCCGGACCACCGAUACGAAACCAAGCCAAAAAUCCAAACCGAAGACCCACCCUGGAGACCCAAUUCUCACAGGAAAGCUCGUGAUAUCUAUCUAAUUAAAAAAAAACUCAGCGCCAAAAUUAAUGUAGACGUACGCAGCAGCAGAUAAGCCCAGCAUUCAGUGCCCCACAAAUAAUCCACUUGGAAAUCGUCCAGGCAGUCCAAAGAACUAAGAUAUAUAAAACAUACUAUAUCUAUAAAAAUGAUUAAGAAGCAAACAUAUGUAUGUAGCUAUAAUGGGCGAACUGCGGUGCAAACACAAAAUGACUCUCACAUUCUCAUUUCGACGUUAUUUAUCCUAUUCAUAACCAAAAACAUUACUUAAACAAACAAGCAUACAUACAUACAUAAGUAUAAAAAAUAAUGAUAAAUUGAAAAAUAUAUAGAGUAUAGAGUAUACAUACAUACAUAUAUACAAAUGUAUAAGAAGCUGAAAAUAAAUCUGAGAAAAAUUUAUUUGAGAGCAAGAAACUAUACGCGUAUGUAUGCAAAUCGAGUCAAAUUCGAACAAAUUAAUAAAUAUAUGGUAAAUAAAAUAAUAACAAAU